CACAGCUGACCACAACCGGAGAUGUCGGGGCACCGGGCCGGUAGGAUCACCGACGACGAGAUCAACGAGCUCAUCUCCAAGCUUCAGUCCCUCCUCCCUGAGUCAUCCGGCCGCAGAGCCGCCAGUCGGUCGUCGGCGUCAAAGCUGCUGCAGGAGACGUGCCGGUACAUCAGGAGCCUCAACCGGGAGGCCGACGACCUCAGCAACCGGCUGAAGGAGCUCAUGGCGACCAUGGACGGCGACAGCCCCCAGGCCGACAUCAUCCGCAGCCUCCUCCGCUCGCUCUAGCUAGAAUAACUGGCCCUUAGAAGCAAUGGAUAAUGGAGAAGGAGAAGCCUCUUCAGAUCGGCAGGCAUUAAUGAGUUACUCUUAUUAGUGUCUAUACGGCCCUUUCGUUUACAUCGGCUCUGCUGUGCAUGUGUGUACUUGCAGUAUAUAUGUGGUUUGUGGUUCGUGAAGGUUGAAGAAGCACAAACAAGAGAAUCACGUACUUGCAGUAUAUAUGUGGUGCAAAUUAGGGUCAUUUCUGUUGUUAGCGUGCUAAUGUGGUG
This is a messenger RNA of Panicum hallii, 551 nucleotides long. RefSeq names its product transcription factor ILI3-like. Gene Ontology annotation, molecular function: protein dimerization activity. The transcript has 2 exons. Lineage: Eukaryota; Viridiplantae; Streptophyta; Magnoliopsida; Poales; Poaceae. The record is from RefSeq and is a predicted model, not a curated record. The coding region runs from base 22 to 288 and encodes 88 amino acids. Gene Ontology annotation, biological process: regulation of growth; regulation of DNA-templated transcription.